Messenger RNA from Lasiosphaeria miniovina, 2040 nucleotides. Its product is annotated as kinase-like domain-containing protein. The record is from RefSeq and is a predicted model, not a curated record. Gene Ontology annotation, molecular function: ATP binding; protein binding; protein serine/threonine kinase activity. The transcript is spliced from 4 exons. Gene Ontology annotation, cellular component: nucleus; cytoplasm. The coding region runs from base 1 to 2040 and encodes 679 amino acids. Gene Ontology annotation, biological process: protein phosphorylation; meiotic recombination checkpoint signaling. NCBI's taxonomy places the organism in Eukaryota, Fungi, Ascomycota, Sordariomycetes, Sordariales, Lasiosphaeriaceae.
AUGAUUCGACGAUUAAUCCGAAAAUUUCAGGGCUCCCCGGCAGAUGCCGAGCAGGAGUCGUUCAAGAAACCCCGACGCUCCGAGAGACUCUCGUCACAACGCGUCGACAACGACGUCUACAAAACACCAGUCUCGACCAGGCAACAGCUACCAUCGCCUGUUACGCACGACGCCAGCGAGGAGAUCGAGCUGUUUAAGGAGGCCACCGCCACUCCACCCGAGGGACGUCCCAGCCAAGUGUCGCAUCGCAAUCCAGACGACAACUUUUCCCAGGGUCUCGCCUUCAGCUCGCCACCCCAAGACACUCAGGCCUUCCCUAGCCAGCAUGUCGACCCGAAUGCCCCGCUGUCUGACGAGGUAGAAGAUGAAGUUAAAGAGGGCGUAUGGGGAUACCUUUUCCCCAUGGACACGCGCUAUGGUGGCCGGUGCGUCGUCAUGAGGAAGAAGGGGACGUGCCCGCCCCCCGAGGCGGCCGAAGAAGCAGCUGCGUCGACGUCGAGGAGGGGAGGUAGAAGAGGCCCAAAAGCCCCUGCCAAGAGCGAGAAGAAAUCCAGCGGUCUUGCAUCCGGAGGCUACUUGAUUGGGAGGCACCCCGAGUGCGAUAUUGUGGUGGAUGAUCCGAUAAUUUCGAACCGCCACUGUUUGAUAUUUACCGAGAACAAGGGCAACGACACUGUUGCUGUGCUUGAGGAUCUCUCGAGCAACGGGACCUUCGUCAACGAAGCAAUAGUGGGCCGAAAUCAACGGAGAGAGCUGCAGGAGCAGGAUGAGAUUGCUGUUCUCGACAAAGCCCGCUUCAUUUUCAGAUACCCAAAGAGCCGUCACACAAGCGCAUUCCUGCAACAGUACACACCACAGGAGAAACUCGGGAAAGGUCACUUUGCAGAGGUCUACCUGUGUGUUGAGAAAUCAACCGGCCAGCGUUAUGCCGUCAAGGUUUUCAGCAAGACACCUGGCGUGGAAGAGAAAUCCAAGAGCGACGGCCUACAGCAGGAAAUUGCCGUGCUCAUGGGCGUCAGCCACCCAAACGUCCUAUGCCUCAAGGACACCUUCAACGAACCUAAUGCUGUAUAUUUGGUGCUGGAGCUCGCUCCAGAGGGAGAACUGUUCAACUUCAUUGUUCAGAAGCAAAAGCUGACGGAGAACGAAACCCGGAAGCUCUUCACCCAGCUGUUUAAUGGCGUCAAGUAUCUACAUGAACGAAAUAUAGUCCACCGAGACAUCAAACCCGAGAAUAUUCUUCUUGCGGACAAAGAUCUGCAUGUCAAGCUUGCCGACUUCGGCCUUGCCAAAAUUAUCGGAGAAGAAUCUUUUACAACAACGCUUUGCGGUACGCCCAGCUAUGUCGCACCAGAAAUCCUGGCCGAUAGCAGACGCCGCAAGUAUACCAAGGCCGUUGAUGUCUGGUCUCUUGGUGUGGUGCUCUAUAUAUGUCUGUGUGGAUUUCCGCCGUUCUCUGAUGAGCUCACUUCGGCGAGCUUCCCCUAUACUCUCUCGGAGCAGAUUCGGAAAGGCAGGUUCGACUAUCCCUCUCCGUACUGGGAUCCUAUUGACGACCUUGCUCUUGAUCUCAUUGAUUGUAUGCUUGUCGUCGAUCCUGAGAGGAGAUAUACAAUCGACCAGUGUCUAGCUCACCCGUGGAUGACCAAAAAGACACCUGGGGUCAAUGACAGCACCAACGGCCUUGUGAGCGGUAUUGCUGGGUUGGAAGUCAACCGGCGCGGCGUGGCCCGAGAGCGCACACUGCUAAGUUCCAUCAAUACGGUCCGGGUUGCCAACCAUGUGCCUAUGGGUGAUAACAAACCCGAAUUGAAAAUAUACUCAAAGAACCCCAAACCCAGCGCGCCACCACCGCCCAAGAAGGAGAUGAGGCCUGCGGAUAUGCGAGACCCUCGCGAAUUCAUGGCUAUGGGCGGUAAGGGUGACCAAGAGCUGUUCGGCAACGACGCUGAUAGCAACUAUUCCAAGAAGGACGUCGCAGAAGCUGCCGCUAGCUCCAAAGCGAAGGGUAAGGGAAAGGGUAAGCCGAGCGGUCGUUGA